Messenger RNA from Fusarium graminearum PH-1, 1497 nucleotides. RefSeq lists its product as uncharacterized. The record is from RefSeq and is a predicted model, not a curated record. Gene Ontology annotation, cellular component: nucleus. Gene Ontology annotation, biological process: regulation of DNA-templated transcription. The transcript has 7 exons. Bases 1 to 1497 code for a protein of 498 amino acids. Gene Ontology annotation, molecular function: transcription cis-regulatory region binding; DNA-binding transcription factor activity, RNA polymerase II-specific. NCBI's taxonomy places the organism in Eukaryota, Fungi, Ascomycota, Sordariomycetes, Hypocreales, Nectriaceae.
AUGUGGCUUGCAUCAGUUGUCGUGAUUCAAAAUAAACUUGAACUUCUAGAACAAGAACUCAGAUCUAUUAAAGAAGUUGUUCAUCCCAAGAACAAUGUGGAACCGGUAUCCGUUUCUCAGAGCCACACUGCCGUGUUUCAUACACCAACACACUCAGCCAACAAUACCGUCUUUCCGCUGUCAAACCAUCUGCAAAGCUCUCAACAGUCCGAGUCUUUUACACCAUCGGCACCGUUGCUUCACAAGACGGAACCAACAAAAUCUCGUGUAAUAAACGGUCAAGUGGUGUCCGGUAAGGAUAUUGACUGGUAUUUCGAAAAAUACGCCAAGAAUGGGCAAAUCGUAACAUCAUUACUCGAUACUCUCAACCGCGAUGUCUGGGGCCUACUCCGAGCUGUCGCAUUAGACAUGGAAACAAUCCAUGUCCUAUUGAUUAUUUGUAGCUGGCCAUUUCCGACCAUUAGGUUUGUCACGGAUCCAUCACCGACAUUUGUUAGCAGCGCUCUCAACGCGUGCAUGCUCCUGGGACUACAUACUGGCAGAGGAUCUCACCCUAGUUUCUUGAUCGGCGGACGCCAGCACAUGACGUGUACAGACUACGAGGCGUCAAUAACUUGGAUGUUCUGUUGUAUCUUGGCACAGAGCGUGGACAGAACUGCUGUGGGCAACGGGCACCCGCCACCAUUCCUCCAGCACAACGACACUGGAUGCAGGAAUAUCGUCAAAGACACUCUCGCGCCCGAACUUAUGACUCUUUUCGAGCUUCAGAAAUUUUCAAAUCGACUACAUACAGCUAUGACGGCACAGAUAUUAUCAAAUGAUGGGGUUCCUGAAACAGUCGUCAAGACGUGGGAAGAUGAGUUUGAGCUUCUAAGACCACUUGUCACCCAUGUUGAUACAGACUGUUCCCGACUUAUAAUCCUCACUGCCCAACUCGAAGUGCAGGCCUACUAUUUCGUCUCACUUCCCGAUCAGCGUCCCAACUUCACCAUCAAUACCCUCCGUGCCUACAACACCUCACAAAAUCUCAUAAACACAGCCCUAACUCUCGAAUCAACAUCCCGACUUCUGACUCACAGCACCCACUGGAUCUACCGCGCUGUCAUGGACGCCUGCUGUAUCCUCAUGUCCACGCUACACUCCAAAGCCGCCCCACCACAUAUCUCAGCUUCAGACGCCGAUGCAGUUGUGGCACAGAUCUUGACUGUACUUCGAACCUGUUCAGUGCGUGAUAACGACCUUCCAUUUAAACAGGCCUUGCAAGAAGCCAAGAAUAGCACAGAUAGCGUGCAAAAAGGCAUCGACGUCUACGAAGCCAAUAUUUCGAAUGCCGACAAAAGCAAUGGUGAUAGUGUCGUCACCAAUCCAGAUAUCAAUCAGGGCCAGGACCAGACUAUAGACAACUCUAUUGAUCCCCUUCAAGGAGUCGACUGGUCCAUGAUCAUUGAUGACUUUGGGUGGAUCGGGGAAGGCCCUGUCUUCCUAGGCCCUGCAUAA